GCAAGGUGUUACUUCCAGGUUCACAUCUUACCCCAACCAACAUCGACUCAAGAACAAUAUUCACGGUGGCAACGUCGUCAGUCAAUCCUCGCCAGACUUGUCUAGGGUUGACGAGAAGGACUAUGGGCACGGCACCAACCCGUCUGGUACGACCCACUUUUUGGGGUUGAAGAAGGGUCUUUACAAGUCGUCUUCCGCCUCGGCGACCAAGAACGACCUGCAUGCAAGGUUCAACUUGUCAAAGGAUCAUCGACAGUCGUCCCCGCUCGGUCUCGGUCGUGGUCCUGCAGGAAAUGGCAACAACGAGAACCAUGGCCGAGUUGUUGGUACCCGAUAGGAAGUUGGGAUCGGACCCCACAUGGAGCGAGUCGUUGAAGAACACUGUCAAGUCUUCAUACAUCGUCUACCUCCUCCCUCUCGUUCCCGUCGCUUGGGCUUUACACUUUUCCCACCAAUCCGACGUGAUCGUAUUCGUAUUCUCCUUCCUCGCCGUCAUCCCUCUCGCAUCCUUGUUGUCGUUCGCGACCGAGCAACUGGCCCUCCGGACCGGCGACGCUCUCGGUGGUCUCUUGAACGCUACUUUCGGAAACGCCGUCGAACUCCUCAUCAGUAUCUUGGCUCUGGUGAAGGGGGAAAUCGGGUUGGUGCAAGCCAGCAUGAUCGGGUCCAUCCUCAGUAACACGUUGUUGGUCCUCGGAUGUUGUUUCCUCGCGGGAGGUUUGAGGUUCCACGAGCAGAUCUACUCGACCUCGGCGACUCAGCUGCAGAUCUCGUUGCUCGGUAUCGCCAUGUGCGCUCUGGUUCUCCCCGCGGCGUUCCAGUUCUCCCUAUCGUCCUUGUCCACGACGGUGGCAACGCGUCCGAUAGAAGAGAUCACCGAUCUCGAUAGCAGCCAGCGGGCGACCCUAUUGUCGAUCUCGAGGGGUGUCAGCUUCAUGUUGCUCUCGACCUACGCGGUCUACCUGGUCUUCCAGCUGUACACCCACGCCUACUUGUUCAAGCGUCGCCCACAAGCCAACAAGCGACCUCAUCACGAGCCCGGUGAACCUCACCCGAACCAUGAAAAGGUCAUUCCGAUCAACGAAUGGGUGGCUGCCGUUCGAUCCCGUGGAAGCGCUUCGAGCUCAUCGGACGGAUUGACGCCGACCACGACCAGGGACACUACCUUGAUGCACACCAACACCAUCGAUGGUACUACUGGAAACAGUACUGCCAUCGACGUCGAGCUCGGUGGGACCGCCCCUCCUUCUAUCAGGGACAACCGGUCCAUGCUCGAGUUCGGCACCGACGACGAUGAAGAGGAAGAAGAGAAACCCUUGGUCAAGGCCAUCUUUGCUCUCGUGCUCUUGCUCGCGGUAACCGGUAUCACCGGUGUCACUGCCGAGUUCCUCGUUAGCAGUAUCAACGGUGUCACGGAAUCGACUAGCAUGUCACCCGAGUUUGUCGGUAUGAUCCUCUUGCCCAUUGUCGGAAAUGUGCCCGAGCACGUCUGUGCCGUCACGGUCUCCAUCAAGGACAAGCUCGACUUGUCCCUCAGUAUCGCCGUCGGGUCGACUAUCCAGGUCGCUCUCGGAAUCCUUCCUUUGUUGGUCCUCAUCGGAUGGGCCAUGGGUCAGCCCAUGUCCUUGUUCUUCGACGCUUUCCAGAUCAUUUCACUGGCGGUAUCGCUCAUCAUCGUCCAGUUCGCCAUCUCGGACGGUCGAAGUUGUUUCGCCGAGGGAUACAUCUUGAUCAUGACCUACUGUAUCUUCGCGCUCUGUUCGUGGUACUACGAUCCUUCCAAGAUCAUCUAAGCAAACGAAUAUCCGAACGGAUAACAAACGGGACCACCUUCGGUGGGACGGACAUUUUCUAUCUUAGCCGUGAUUGAGUGCGACUGUUGCGCUCUGGCAUCAAAUCUGUUUUGUAUUCGGGAUCAUACACGAA
Messenger RNA from Filobasidium floriforme, 1926 nucleotides. Its product is annotated as calcium/proton exchanger. Gene Ontology annotation, biological process: intracellular calcium ion homeostasis; calcium ion transmembrane transport. The record is from RefSeq and is a predicted model, not a curated record. NCBI's taxonomy places the organism in Eukaryota, Fungi, Basidiomycota, Tremellomycetes, Filobasidiales, Filobasidiaceae. Gene Ontology annotation, cellular component: fungal-type vacuole membrane. Bases 222 to 1793 code for a protein of 523 amino acids. Gene Ontology annotation, molecular function: calcium:proton antiporter activity. The transcript is spliced from 8 exons.